Messenger RNA from Sorex fumeus (smoky shrew), 9730 nucleotides. RefSeq names its product microtubule associated protein 2 (gene MAP2). The record is from RefSeq and is a predicted model, not a curated record. The coding region runs from base 172 to 5892 and encodes 1906 amino acids. NCBI's taxonomy places the organism in Eukaryota, Metazoa, Chordata, Mammalia, Eulipotyphla, Soricidae. Gene Ontology annotation, cellular component: neuron projection. Gene Ontology annotation, biological process: microtubule cytoskeleton organization; neuron projection development. Gene Ontology annotation, molecular function: microtubule binding. The transcript has 16 exons.
AGAUUCUUCAGCUUCUCGUCUGUAACUGAGAAAACGUUGAAUGGAAACCACUCAGUCAGAAAAUUAAAAGAAAUAAGGCAGAACAUAUUGACAACCUUUUGAGAACACAGCUUAAGAAACAUCACCAUUUCAUCACUUUGUUGAUUAGAAGAGCUCACAGGGCUUUGAAGAAUGGCAGAUGAUCGGAAAGAUGAAGCGAAGGUGCCUCACUGGACCUCAGCUCAGCUGACGGAGGCACCUGCCCACCCACACUCACCCGAGAUUAAGGAUCAAGGCGGGGCAGGGGCCGGGCUUGUCCGCAGUGCCAAUGGAUUUCCAUACCGGGAGGAUGAAGAGGGCGCCUUUGGAGAACGUGGGUCCCGGGGCACCUAUUCAGAUACCAAAGAGAACGGGAUCAACGGAGAGCUGACCUCGGCUGACAGGGAGACAGCAGAGGAGGUUUCUGCAAGGAUAGUUCAAGUGGUCACUGCCGAGGCUGUCGCAGUACUGAAAGGUGAACAAGAGAAAGAAGCCCAGCAUAAAGAUCAGCCUGCAGCUCUGCCUUUAGCAGCUGAAGAGACAGCUAAUCUGCCUCCUUCUCCACCCCCAUCACCAGCCUCAGAAAAGACUGUAACAGUGGAGGAAGAAGAAGUGCUAGAGGGUCCAAUGGCUGAGAAAGAGAGACCUGAUACUACUUUUCCUGGGAAAGAGUGGGAGGCUGCUAAGGCCUCAGACUACCCCAGAGGCCUCAGUGAGGGCCACAUGGCCCCAGUAGUUCCUGAAGAGUGUGGUUCAGCAGGGGUUCUGCAGGAAAAAAGUGUAAAAGAGGUCGCAGAUGUGUCUCCAGAAGUGAAAACCCCUUCCUCUGCCAGGGAAGGUUUCCUUACAGCCUCGAAGAUGGAGUUCCUUGAUACACAGGAAUUGACUCCCUCUGCAACUGAGCCCUUAGACAAGAAGGAACAGGAGUCACUGAAAGAGAGGAAGCCUGGUGAAGACCUUAAAAAUGCUGCCUUAGUUUCUCAGCCUGAGACAACUAACAUUUCCCUUGAUACAAUGGACAUGCAAGCCACAAAAGAAGAAAAAGCACUCUCCCCUCCCUUUGGGCACACUUUGGGUGCCAGUCUUGAAGACAUGAAAGAGAAGACAGAACCAAGCCCAGUGGUGCCUGGUAUUGGUCUCUCUGCUGAACCUCUGACUCCAAAAGAACAAAAGGACUGGUUCAUCGAAAUGCCAAUGGAAGCGAAAAAGGAUGAAUGGGGUCUAGCUGCUCCAGUAUCUCCCGGUCCCCUGACACCCAUGAAAGAAAAAGAUGUACUUGAGAAUAUCCCCAAAUGGGAAGGGAAACAAUUUGAUUCUCCCAUGCCAAGUCCCUUUCAAGGUGGAAGUUUCACUCUUCCUUUAGGGGUCAUAAAGAAUGAAAUAGUUGCAGGAUCAUCACCCUUUGCCUCUGCCCUGUUGCAGCUAGAAGACAACAAAUUUCGGGACGAAACCAGUAGCCUGGCAACUGCCAAAGAUAGUGCAAAAGUGGAAGCCCCUCAGGAGAAUGAGCCUGACAGAAUGGCAGAAGCACCAGUCUCUGAGGCCAUGCCAUCAUCCAAAGAGGAUCACAUUCCAGUGGCAGAGAAAGUAUUAGGGGAAGAGGAGGCCCUCAUGCAAGAGAGUGUUUGUAAAAAUGAAACCACUGCCCUCACUGAACAGGAAUUAGAACAUAGGCAGAAGGAGCCUCAGUUAAACCAGGAAGAAACCAUUUCCGAAAAAGAAACCAGGCCUGAGGAAAAGGCAGAUGAAAAAACGGGCCCUAUUCAGACCUUCGUAGAGCAUGCUUUUUCAGAACAGAAAAGCCAGGAUUCGUUCCCAGGAAGUCUGGACAAAGGCAUGAUGGAACCAGUCAAACUGAGUGAAAAGAGUGCAAUCCAGGAUCUUUUUGAAGAAAAUAUUGCUGAGCAAGAUAAUAACAUUGAAGGAAUUGAGGCUGCAGCAUCAGCUGAGCUUCAGAUGCCACUUUAUGAAGAUAAGUCGGGCAUGUCCAAGUACUUUGAAACAUCUGCUUUGAAAGAAGAAGUCACAAAGAGUCUCCAGUCAGCGAGCGAUUACUAUGAACUGAGUGACACAAGAGAGAGUGCCGAAGAAGAGUCUUUUGAUACUCUGUCUCCUAUGUAUAAAGAUGGUGACAAGGGAUUUCAGGCAGGAAAAGAGUCCCAGCCCAGUGCUCCAGCUCAAGACUCUGGUUAUAGCACUCUCGCACAGGGUUAUCCUUCUGAAUUACCUGAAGAACCCAGUUCUCCUCAAGAAAGAAUGUUCACUAUUGAUCCCAAAGUAUACGGGGAGAAAAGGGAUCUCCACAGUAAGAAUAAAGAUGAUUUGACACUAAGCAGGAGUUUAGGACUUGGUGGUAGGUCUGCGAUAGAACAGAGAAGCAUGUCAAUCAAUUUGCCCAUGUCCUGCCUGGACUCGAUAGCCCUUGGGUUUAAUUUUGGCCGGGGGCAUGAUCUUUCUCCUCUUGCUUCUGAUAUUCUAACUAACACAAGUGGGAGUAUGGAUGAAGGGGAUGAUUACCUUCCAGCCACAACACCAGCAGUGGAGAAAGCUCCUUGCUUCCCAAUAGAAAGCAAAGAGGAGGAAGAACAGGUAGAGAAAGAGAAAGUUGCCAGAGAGGAAAAUACUCAAGUGGAGGCACCGUGCGAAUCGCCUUUCCUAGCCAAAGAUUUUUACAAAAACGGUACUGUCAUGGCCCCUGACCUGCCUGAAAUGCUGGAUCUGGCAGGAACAAGGUCUAGGUUAGCUUCCGUGAGUGCAGAUGCUGAGGUUGCCAGAAGGAAAUCAGUCCCAGCAGAAGUUAUGUUUGAGGAGAGUCGCACUGGCUUGCCGCCUGUCACCAAUGAAAACCAUGGCAUGGUCAAAGCAGACAGUCAACCUGAAGAUAUGGGCUACUGUGUGUUCAAUAAAUACACAGUACCACUCCCAUCCCCUGUUCAGGACAGUGAGAAUUUAUCAGGGGAGGGCGGUUCCUUUUACGAAGGCACCGACGAUAAAGCACGCAGAGAUUUGGCUGCAGACCUUUCGUUGAUCGAGGUGAAACUGGCAGCUGCUGGAAGAGUCAAAGAUGAGUUCAGCGCUGAGAGGGAAACAUCCCCACAGGUCUCUGUUGACAAAUCAGGACUGGGUAGGGAGUCAGAUCAGGAGAGGAAAGUUAGUGAUAAGCUGGAUACCGUACUCGAAAAGAGCGAAGAACAAGCCGAUGCAAAACAAAGUGCCAAGGAAACGGAAGGAGCCAGUGAUAAAGUGGAAACAUUUGGUCUCGGAGCAACCUCUGAGCAUGCCUCAGCCAAAGAACUGACAGGAUCAAAGGAUGCACCACCACUCCUGGCUGAGAAGGCAGAGAAAGGUCUUAGUUCAGUGCCAGAGGUAGCUGAAGUAGAAACAUCCGGCACAGCUGAACUGGAUUUUACCACCAAGAAAGCUGACCAGGGACCAUUGGAUAUUAAAAUCAGUGACUUUGGACAGAUGGCCUCAGGGCUAAACAUAGAUGCUGGAAAGGCUGCACAGGACUUCAUCUCCUCUCCUACAGUGUCCCGUGGAGCAGAGGUGUUCAUGGGUCUCGAGCCUGGUCCUCUGAAGGAAGGCACUAAAGUUAGUGAGACAGAAGUCAAGGAGAAGGUGGCCAAGCCAGACUUAGUGCAUCAAGAGGCUGUAGACAAAGAAGAGUCCUACGAGUCCAGUGGUGAGCAUGAAAGCCUCACCAUGGAGUCCUUGAAAGCAGAUGAGGGAAAGAAGGAAACGUCCCCAGAAUCUUCUCUGAUUCAGGAUGAGAUUGCCAUCAAGUUGUCUGUGGAAAUACCUUGCGCAUCUGCAGCUCCAGAGGAGGGAGCUGAUGUCCAGAUGGAAUUCAUUGAGCUGCCCAAAGAAGAAAGCAGAGAGACCCCAGAUAUAUCGAUUACACCGUCCGAAGUGACGGAAGCUAUCACAGCUCAAGCAGUUGAAGCUCCAGGGGAGGAAGAAGAAAUAGAGGCCCGGGGAGAGUAUGAUAAGCUGCUCUUCCGCUCCGACACCCUGCAGAUUGCUGACCUGGGAGCCCCAGCUGUCAGGGAGGAGUUUGUGGAGACCUGCCCAGGGGAACACAAGGGAGUGAUUGAGUCCGUUGUAACCAUCGAAGAUGAUUUCAUCACCGUCGUUCAAACCACAACUGACGAAGGGGAGUCGGGCUCUCACAGUGUGCGUUUCGCAGCCCUCGAGCAUCCCGAAAUGGACAGGAGACCGUCCCCUCACGCUGAAGAGGCAGCAGAAGCCCAGGCAGAACCCAGAGAUGGCUCCCCAGAGGCGCCGGCUUCCCCAAUGAGAGGCGAGCUUGACUAUAAGACGGACACCUAUGAUGAUUACAAAGAUGAGACCACCAUAGACGACUCCAUCCUGGAUGCUGACAGCCUCUGGGUGGACACGCAAGAUGAUGAUAGAAGCAUCAUGACAGAACAGUUAGACACUAUUCCUAAAGAGGAGAAAGCUGAAAAGGAAGCUCGGAGACCAUCUCUGGAGAAACAUAGAAAAGAAAAGCCUUUUAAAACCGGGAGAGGCAGAAUUUCCACUCCUGAAAGAAAAAUAGCUAAAAAGGAACCUAGCACAGUCUCCAGAGAUGAAGUGAGAAGGAAAAAAGCAGUUUAUAAGAAGGCUGAACUUGCUAAAAAAACAGAAGUUCAGGCCCACUCUCCCUCCAGGAAAUUCAUUUUAAAACCUGCUAUCAAAUAUACUAGACCAACUCAUCUCUCCUGUGUUAAGCGGAAAACGACAGCAGCAGGUGGUGAAUCAACUCAGGCUCCCAGUGUAUUUAAACAGGCAAGGGAGAAAGUUUCUAAUUCUACCUUGUCAAAGAUUCCGGCCUUACAGGGUAGCACAAAGUCCCCAAGAUGCAGCUCAGCCUGCCCUAGCACGACUAAAAGGGCUACAUUUUCUGACAGUUCUUUAACACAGCCCACCUCAGCGGGCUCCACAGACCGUUUGCCAUACUCAGAAUCAGGGAACAAGGAUGGAAUAACCAAGAGUCCAGAAAAGCGCUCUGCUCUACCAAGACCCUCCUCCAUUCUUCCUCCUCGCAGAGGUGUAUCAGGAGACAGAGAGGAGAAUUCCUUCUCUCUCAACAGCUCUAUUUCUUCAGCACGGCGGACUACCAGGUCAGAGCCAAUUCGCAGAGCUGGAAAGAGUGGUACUUCUACACCCACUACCCCUGGAUCAACCGCCAUCACCCCGGGCACCCCACCCAGCUAUUCUUCACGCACUCCAGGCACCCCUGGCACCCCUAGUUAUCCCAGGACCCCUCACACACCAGGAACUCCCAAAUCUUCUAUCUUGGUGCCCAGUGAGAAGAAAGUAGCUAUCAUCCGUACUCCUCCGAAAUCUCCUGCCACUCCUAAGCAGCUUCGGCUUAUUAACCAACCACUGCCAGACCUGAAGAAUGUCAAGUCCAAAAUUGGUUCAACUGACAAUAUCAAAUACCAGCCUAAAGGGGGGCAGGUACAGAUUGUUACCAAGAAGAUAGAUCUAAGCCAUGUGACUUCCAAAUGUGGUUCUUUGAAGAAUAUUCGCCACAGGCCAGGUGGUGGGCGUGUGAAAAUUGAGAGUGUAAAACUGGAUUUCAAAGAGAAGGCCCAAGCUAAAGUGGGUUCACUGGACAAUGCUCACCACGUUCCUGGGGGUGGUAAUGUCAAGAUUGACAGCCAAAAGCUGAACUUCCGAGAGCAUGCUAAGGCCCGUGUAGACCACGGGGCUGAGAUCAUUACACAGUCCCCCGGCAGAUCCAGCGUGGCGUCCCCCCGACGACUCAGCAACGUCUCCUCCUCGGGAAGCAUCAACCUGCUCGAAUCUCCUCAGCUCGCUACUUUGGCUGAGGAUGUCACUGCUGCACUCGCUAAGCAGGGCUUGUGAAUACUUCUCAUUUAGCAUUGAUGUAAUAAUAUUUAGGCAUGAGCUCUUGGCAGGAGUGGGCUCUGAGCAGGUGUUAUAUCCAUCCUUUACAAACCAUAAAAUAAAUAAUCUCAUUCCCGAACUGUAGUCAUUGUUACAAUUUUAUAAAAAAAAAAUGAUUAGCAUAUGCAGAAACUGACUUGAUUUCCAUUUGCAACAGGAAGACACUGGCUUUACAUGAGUACAAUCGGACAAUUACUUUUGUUCUGCUCUGUUUUGCAUGGAAUAUUAUUAUUUAAAAAAUUUGCAUUUUUACCUUUCAUGUGCCUGAAGGCUAUCCACUACAUUCUGAAAGGCCUUGUUAAAAAAAAUAAAAUUCAAGCUGCUCAUUUCACUAUUCUGUUGCUGGGUGAAAAGAUACAAGUUACCCGUUGUAACUUACAGCAGGUUAAAUUCAAUCAAGGAGUCUGAUUGCAGGAUGGGAAGAACAUGUAAGAAAUAAGUUUUUUUAAAGUGUUAUUUUGUAUAAAUGGGAAGAAAGAUUCAAUUAAGUUAUUAACAUUUGGGACCUGGAUAAUUAUUGCAGAGUAUAAAUCAGUCCAAUAAAUUAUUUAACUAAUUAAAAAAUAGUUCCGAAGCAUUUGAGCUGUGGUUGAGGAAGUGGUGUAUACAAGUGCAUCUCUUAGGAAUGAAGCACUUUCAUUAGGAUGGACUCGUGUCUGAUUAGAAUGUCAGUUGAUCAGCUAGAUUUGUGUCCACACUACCAGUUUCAUACCCCCUUUCCAUCUGUUUGAUACAGUAUUAUAGAUAUAAAUAUAUAUAUAUUUCUCUGUGGCCAUUUGUGAUACUUCCUCAUAUACUUGAAUAUUAUACUUCCUUAUUCACAGUAUCUGUGUCUCCUGCACCCUUUGGUGUUGCAAUUUUAGGUAUGUGAAAGUAGAUGUUAGCAGGGUCCUUUCCCUAUUUAAAAAAAUACAUUGAAAACGAUAAAAAGUUUUAGCAUGAAGUUGCUUUCUGUAACAACUCAAAGCUGUAACCCUGUUUUAGUGCCAGAUACAAGUCUCUCCCUUGAUGCUAGAGAAAUUUAUUUUUCUUUGCUUUCACCAACAUGGAGUUUGUGGGGGUGGGUCCAGUUAUACAUAAAGGGUUUACAGAUUGUUGGUUUCAGAUUAUGGCCUUAUCUUCUUUUGAAUCACAGAAUGAUCUGGGUUUUAUUUCUAUAAUCAUUCAUGAAACAGACUUCUUCGGAUUUCUUUUUGGUUUUUUUCUCACUUGCUAAAGUUGAAAUUAGUAAGAAUUUGAGACUUAUUAUUCUAUUCUUUUAAGUCAAACCUGUUUAUUCUCUGAGGGGAGAUUUUUUUUCUUUCUUACCCAAAAUAAAGAUCUCUUGAUCAUAAAGGGGGAGAAAAAAGAUUGUGUUGCUUAGGGGUCCCACCUGACAGUGCUGAGAGGUACUUUCUGCUUGAUGUUUGAGGAUCAUCCCUUAGCAGUGGCUGGGGAAUCACAGUGCCAGAGAUUAAACAGGGGACUCCUUAUGCAAAGUAUAUGCUUCAACCUUUAAGCUUUAGCCCUGACCCCAGAGAUGCAGUAUUUUGGGCAGCUAUAGCUACAAAACAUUGAGAUGCAGAUAUCAAAAGUUUUUUUUUCAGAAUUCCAACAUUAAAUAUAAGUAGAUAAAACUGUUCUGACUUUAGACACAGUCUAGAAUCACAAAUCAGUUGACUCCUCUCACCAAUCAUUCAUCUUAAUUGUAUGAGUAAGCAGUGAGAUAGCAGAUGGCUGACAUUAGGUAUUGAGUGACCAGGCUGGGUGGAUUCCUUUCAGUAUUUUAUCUGUUCUUUUACUUGCUCAGGACUGGUAGGUUGGAUCUGGAUAGUUGAAGGCAUAAGCUCCCGUAGAUUUUUAAUUUCUUUGAGCAAAAUCAAAUAAAAAGGAGGGGGAAAUGAUCAUGGACUGAGGUGAUAAGAAGGAUAGUAGCAUCUACAAACUAAGAGAUGCAAAAAUAUAGCCCUAGGUGGCAUUCUUUGACCCCUGGAUAUUGCAUCCAAUGUGAUUUUCACCUCUCAGAGCAAAUUAACACCAUUCUUCUCAACGAAGGUUUUGCAGAGGCAGAUAUGUCCAAAACUCUUUAUAAUUCAGUUAUUUUAUACAAGUUAAAAAUGUUAGAAGCUAUUAAGUCUUUGGGAUGUUACUAGUUCUGCCUAAUAUGAGAUUUGAUUUGAUUUGAGCAAUGUGGGAAUUUUAUUCUUUAGUUUCCCUUGAAAUGAACUAGAGAACAGAAGAAAGAACAGAAAUGUGGACACUGAUAGUAUAUUCUUUCAUGCUUGAGUGUGUUAGAACUUGACUAAAGUUCUCUAGAAAGAACUGAACAGCUGGUCAGAAUAGUUAAGCACUGAAACAAGUUUCUUUUUCAAUUGGAACAAAACAUUUAAAACUUAAGUAAACAUUAAAUAUUAAAAUUAAGCUUCUUAUAAUAUGUCCAAAAUAAAAUUAUAAGGCAUCCAGUUAUUAUGUGGCACUAUAAUGUUGAUUUAUUCUCACUGUAAAUUAUAUUAAGUAAAAAUUCUCAAUUCACAUGGAAGUGCAUUUCCUUAUAAAAAUUAGCAAAAGAAACUCACAGUGUACAGUAAAAGAGAGAAAACCACAGGCUAGAGUCUUCUUGUGGGAAUAAGGGGUGAAACCUAUCUUACUUUCACUCUCAAGAUUAACGACACAAAUUAAGCUUUUAGAACACCACUUUUGUGGGGGCAUCCAUACGCUGAUCUAGAAAUUAAAGCUUUCUGGUUUUAAUUCUAGAUCUAUCAAUGCCAGUUUCUCUCUGGCUUUAGCCUUUGAGAACCUGUUUAAGGAAACGUAACAAUCCAGAACUGACAAGAGUUGAAAGGUCCACUUUUUCCAUGGAACUCCUUCACUCUGGGUCUCCUGCAACCAAAAAUUGGGCACUGUACAAUGAUGCAGGAAAGAUCCGAGUUUUUGAUGAGUUUCAAAGACCUCGUUCACUUCAGAACCAACUCUCUCUGGAUUCUCCUGCUGACUUCCAGCAGGUGAUGGGUUGCAGUCCCACCCACAAGCAAGACACCUGUGUAAUAAUAACUAGAUUUGGCUGAAGAAGGUGGAAGGGAGAACUUUGCUAAGUAGAAGCAUAGACUCGUGUGCUCAUGAGCUUCUCCACACACUUACAUGGUUUAUGGCAGGAAACAGGAUCAACAGCCCAUCUCACAGCCAUGUCAGUAUUAAGAAAGAAUUGAUCUCAAUGUAGAAUUCAGAUAGAAGCUGUAGUUAUGUAUUUUGGCUCCGAUUUUUCAUGUGACCAAAAGGUAGAAAAUUAAUGAGACAGUGUCCAAGUGCUCCCCCAUCCAACCCAAUACAGAAAGGACAAAUUCAUGGCAUAAAAGGCUAGGUUUCAGCAUUCUUUCAGAUAUAGAUAUGCUAAAAUCAGUAUUAAUGUGAUUUGUUUAUGUUUUUGUUUUUAAACCCAGGAUUUUUGGCCUGGGUGUGUGGGUUGAGGCUAAGUCCCUCUGCAGGAAAAUGUUUAUUUUUAAACUCCGAAAUGUCUGCGGGGAAAAAGUUUAUUUUUAAACUCAGAAAUGUCAAUCAUAGAAAUCUACUUCAACUUUAGCAAAAAGAAAAAAAAAUCAACAAAAAGUAUACUCUGUAUGCUGGGAUUCCAAGGUUCCAACAUGCCACUACAAAUCUGUGGGGGGGUUUCUUUCUUCUGAUAAUUCUAGAGCCUGUUACCAUAGAAAGGCAUUUCUUCAAUGGCUGGUUGUAGUUAGUUCAUGUUUUUCAAUCAGAAUUUGCAAAUGUAUUUGUUGCUGUAUAGUGAUUGUUUUGCAAAAUAAAAUUGCUUGUCACCGAA